AUGUCGUUCGGUAAAUUGCCUCCCGAGGUGCACUCCAUGAUCCUUGGGCUAGUCGCCGACAACUCAACAUGGAGAGAAGGAUUACCGCUUCGAGGUGUUAGCCGUCUAUUCGAUCGCGAAAUCCAGGCUCAAUACUUUGACUUCGGCAAAAUACACACCAGUAUGGACGAGGAUACUGACCGAAUAACGCUGAGAAUGGGGCUCCAGCACCUGUACCGACUGUUAAAGGGACAAAUAUGCGCCAAACACGCGAGAACUGCCCUUAUCAGCCAACUGAAGGGCGCCGUUAAAAUCCUUAUGUCGACUCCCACUUUCCACGUCACCGACGAUUUCCAAGCAAGAUAUGUUUACACCAUCAAUGGUACAGUACGACUCCAGCCGGGAGAUCGCAUGUCUCAAACUGCGUCCAUGGUCGCUCUCGGAGUCCUCGAUUUCGUCGCCGGGGACGACCACUCCCGCUUGUGUGUGCCGCUGGCUCGUCUUACCAGAAAUCCACGGCAGAUCGACCCGCUUUCUUGGGCCAUAGUGACGGCGAUUUCCAUGAAAGACAGUGCCACCAUCGAAGCUCUUGUCGAGCAAGAGCCUCAAAUCAGCGUUCGAAACCAUAUCCUUGCUGAUCCCUUACGCUUUGCCGUGACCAGCCGUUGGUAUGAUAUGGUCCGAUACCUUCUGAAACACGGCGCGGACGUAAACACUCCGAAUCACCAUUCACACUGUUCGCCGAAAUACGAGCGGAGGCUGAUUGAGCAGCCUUGUCUCUCAGGUGAUGUCAGAAUGGCUGCACUACUGCUUGAUCCCCAGUAUGGCCUCAAACUCGACGCAGCAGAGUGCGACAGGCUGUUGUGGUCGACCGUGCGGAAGCUUUCCACAAAUAAUACUAAUGCCGAUUCAUAUAUCGACAUCAUUCGCCUCUUCUUGAAGGCAUCACCAGCCAACAAUCAAGGCUCUGUUCAGCACCUUGUCGUGCAUCUUGCUAUUGUGUGCGACAUACCGGCGCUGAUUCCGAUCGUUGAUGAGAUGGGCUAUGACGUGAAUGAGACCGAGGGUGGCCGGUCGCACCUGUCGCUGGCUGCAGCCCGCGGUCAAAGCGAGGUGGUCCAGGUACUGCUCGACAAUGGAGCGCGGCACAGUCUCGACAGUGACCACGACGCUGUCAGGGCAGCCUGCGUUAAUGGACGGGCAAAUGUGCUUCGCAUCUUACUCACACGGGUAACGACGAUCGACGAAUAUGGCCAUGCAUUAGCCGCGGGUCAUUUCCUGCUCGCUGCCAAGGCAAGCUGCAGCGACCCCGAGACGAUGUCGCGUUAUAUCGGAGUCAUAGACUGUCUCUACGAGCAUGGAUUGGACCUCACCGCAGCCAACUGUGGCGUCAAGGCCCUCAGGUUUGCGGUUGAAAACAAACACGACGUACUUAGGACGAAUCUUCUCGAGAAGGGAGUUCGUCUCCCCGAUGCUACAGAAUUUUGUAGACCUCGCGGCAGGGGGAAUGGCUAG
Messenger RNA from Fonsecaea erecta, 1494 nucleotides. RefSeq lists its product as hypothetical. Bases 1 to 1494 code for a protein of 497 amino acids. NCBI's taxonomy places the organism in Eukaryota, Fungi, Ascomycota, Eurotiomycetes, Chaetothyriales, Herpotrichiellaceae. The record is from RefSeq and is a predicted model, not a curated record. Gene Ontology annotation, molecular function: protein binding. The transcript is spliced from 2 exons.